AUGGAUUUUCCAAAGAAGGAUGCUACGCAACUCGCCCAAACCUGUGCGUCAAGUUCGGACAUUGAGAAUGGAGCCAUGGGCACGAAUUAUGAAGUGAAACGCGACCUUGGGCGUCGCCAUAUCAACAUGAUUGCGAUAGCUGGCAUGAUCGGUACCGGAUUGUUCCUGGCAUCGGGCCAAGCAAUCGCUACCGCAGGACCAGUCGGUGCUCUAUUAGGAUACCUAUGCAUGGGUUUGAUCGCUUGCGGUGUUGCCCUCUCCGCUGGAGAGAUGUCGGCUUUUAUGCCCGUCACGGGAGGCUUCGUUCGCCAUGCCACCAGAUUUGUGCAGCCAGCACUCGGCAUUGCCACUGGAUGGAACUUCUGGUAUACCAUGGCAAUUACAGCGCCAGCCGAACUCGCUGCCGCUGCAACUUUGAUCAACUUCUGGGACAACAGCAUCAACCCUGCCAUUUGGUACUCGGUUUUUAUCGUCAUCAUCGUGACCAUCAACUUCUGUGGUGUGAAGGUCUAUGGCGAGAGCGAGGUCUUCUUUGCAGCUCUCAAAAUUCUGCUCAUCAUCGGUCUCAUCAUCGCUGGCCUUGUAGUAGAUUUGGGAGGGUCUCCUAGUGGAGACCGAAUCGGCUUUCGAUACUGGAAGAAUCCCGGACCUUUCAACGAAUAUAUCGUGCCGGGUAAUACUGGCAAGUUUCUUGGGUUCUGGAGCUCCUUGAUCUCAGCGGCCUACAGCUACGCCAACAUCCAGGUGGUUGCCAUAGCUGGCGCUGAGACGAAGAACCCAAGAGUCAUCAUCCCGAAUGCGAUACGCAUGACUUUCUGGCGCGUGCUCAUCUUCUACGUCAUCAGUAUCCUCAUUGUUGGCAUGCUUGUGCCUUUUAACGACCCGAAUCUCGGCAUCGCUACGGGCGACGCUCAGCAGAGUCCUUUCGUCAUUGCAUUCCAGCGCGCUGGUAUCAACGUCCUUCCCUCGAUAAUCAACGCCAUAGUAUGCACUUCGGCCUUCAGCUGUGGCUCUGCAUGCGUUUUCCUUGCAUCACGUACCCUGUAUGGACUAGCAGAGGACGGACAAGCUCCGAAGGUUUUGCUUCGCACCAACAGGUUUGGAACACCAUACUUGGCGAUUGGAGCUUCGCUCAUCUUCAUGCCUCUUGUGUAUCUCAGUCUGGGGAGCAACUCUUCGAUAGUGUUUGGAUGGUUCGUCAACAUCACAACCAUUGCUGGACUUAUCGGGUGGCUUGUCAUCGAAGGUACUUACCUGAGGUUCUACUACGCCUUGAAAGCUCAAAGUAUCAGCCGAGACCGUCUGGCGUACAAGAGCCCCAUGCAGCCAUAUCUCGCCUGGGUCACCGGAGGUGCGCUCGUCCUUGUCAUCUUGUUCUCGGGCUACAGCGUCUUCUUUCCGGGCCGAUGGAGCGUGGGCACAUUCCUCACGUAUUACAUUGAUAUUGCUAUCUUCAUCUUCCUGUGGGUUGCUGGAUUCUGCUACGCGAGGUCCGGAAUCAUCGCUCUACAAGACGUUGAUCUCUCUGAGAUUGCUGAUGUUGAUCACGAGAAGGCGCAGAUAUUAAACUCAGCGGAACAAAAUCUGUCGUGGUGGAGGAAAUGGAUUGUCUAG
This is a messenger RNA of Alternaria alternata, 1614 nucleotides long. RefSeq names its product amino acid permease. Lineage: Eukaryota; Fungi; Ascomycota; Dothideomycetes; Pleosporales; Pleosporaceae. Gene Ontology annotation, molecular function: amino acid transmembrane transporter activity. Gene Ontology annotation, cellular component: membrane. The transcript is spliced from 4 exons. The record is from RefSeq and is a predicted model, not a curated record. The coding region runs from base 1 to 1614 and encodes 537 amino acids. Gene Ontology annotation, biological process: amino acid transmembrane transport.